AUGUUGUGUUUUAAUAAUCUUCUAGUCAAUACCGUAGAAAAAAGUUUGAGAAACACUCCCAUAAAUAAUCAUCAUGAUUCCAGUUUGGCAGAACAUAUUUUAUACCAUAAAAGCUCUUUUAAAGCUUUUCUGAAAGCUUUCAGAAAGUUAAAAACAUCUUCAUUGAUUUUUUGGAAAUUUUUUUCUUGUUGUAACAAAAAUGGAACAUCAAAAAGUAGGAGAGGCAACAAUGAUUACGAUACUUGUAUCCAACUUGCCGGAGGGAUAAGAAAAGGUCCACAUAAGAGCUUGUAA
This is a messenger RNA of Clunio marinus, 294 nucleotides long. The record is from the annotation of a GenBank genome assembly. Lineage: Eukaryota; Metazoa; Arthropoda; Insecta; Diptera; Chironomidae.